Bolinopsis microptera is the source of this 620-nucleotide messenger RNA. Its product is annotated as transcobalamin-1-like. NCBI's taxonomy places the organism in Eukaryota, Metazoa, Ctenophora, Tentaculata, Lobata, Bolinopsidae. Gene Ontology annotation, biological process: cobalamin transport. Gene Ontology annotation, molecular function: cobalamin binding. The record is from RefSeq and is a predicted model, not a curated record. The transcript is spliced from 3 exons. The coding region runs from base 95 to 529 and encodes 144 amino acids.
AUUAUCGUCAGGUCCUGUGAUUAGAUACCCGAUUUUAUCUGUUCUCUCAUGAGUUUUAAUAAAAUCAUUUCAGCCACCCUUUUUUGGUUUUGCCAUGUUUCGUUCACUAGCCAUCGUUCUAGCACUCAGCACUAUUGUAACUGCUAAAGAUGUUACCCUUCUGGUAAUUGAAAAGCUUAAUGCAGGCCGGAAAGGUCCACCUUACGACAACACUGUGAUUGUGAUGAACUUAGCGGAGGAUGCAAAGUUGAUUGAUGUAAUGAACAAAGCCCAGAGCGAAGGAACAUUCUCUUUUGACUACACGAUGCACAUUCAGUGGGGAGCUUACAUAACGACUGUAAAUGGAUUGUAUGCAGAUACGACGGCUAAACAAUACUGGCAGAUUAUGGGUGGUCCCCGCAUGAAACCGACCCAGUUUGGAGCCAGUAGUUACGUUCCUGCUGAUCACGAGAAAGUUCUUUUUAGACUUGUCACCUGGGACCGUGAACCUUGCCCUGACCCAACAGAUGACUUUGACAAUCUACAGUAAAAUGGUGGACUGAGGAUCAAGUUUUCACGAAUACUUUUAUUUUGAAAAAAUGUUGAAAUGUGAUAAUGAUGGUUUAUACAUUUUAAAUCAA